AUGGUUGAGCGGUUCAACCGUACCCUUGUAAACAUGUUGGCAACCAUGCUAGAUCCACAUCGUAAUCAAAGAGAUUGGGAUGAACAUGUACCAUGUGCAACCUUCGCGUAUAGAUGCACACCACAAGAAUCGACAGGGGAAACACCCAAUAUGAUGGUGCUAGGGAGAGAAGUAGCCCUCCCUCUUGAUCUAAUGCUACCCACUACUGGAGCGACGGAUAUCGAAGUGAAGACCGAUUACGUUGAGCAACGUCGGACAAGAAUUCGUGCAGCUCAACGGGCGCGACAAGUAUUGAAGCUUAGUGCACGACGACAAAAGAGGACAUAUGACCAGAAAGCGAGCAGACAGGAACUAACAGAAGGGCAGUUCGUGUGGCUGUACAAUUCAGCCAAGACAAUAGGCAAGUCUCCAAAAUUACAAUGCCGCUGGCAAGGGCCAUAUGCAGUGGUAAAGAAAUUAUCAGAGGUAACGUUCAGCAUCCAGGAAGGACCAAGGAAGAAGUGCAAGGUGGUUCAUAUCGACCGACUGAAAGUCUAUGAGGGGAAGCCUUCGCCAUACUGGGGCACAGCAAGUGAAGCUGAAGCUAGAGACGAGAGGCCGGAUAUACAAACCCCAAUUGAGAUGGUCGAAACAACACCAACUGAAAUUAACGAGUCGGCAGGCAGUAGUCAAGAGUUAGUUGACGAACCACUGGGUCCACAAAUUAAGAAGAAGUAG
This is a messenger RNA of Anneissia japonica, 717 nucleotides long. RefSeq lists its product as uncharacterized. NCBI's taxonomy places the organism in Eukaryota, Metazoa, Echinodermata, Crinoidea, Comatulida, Comatulidae. The record is from RefSeq and is a predicted model, not a curated record. The coding region runs from base 1 to 717 and encodes 238 amino acids. The transcript has a single exon. Gene Ontology annotation, molecular function: nucleic acid binding.